AUGCCGGGUGUUCCGUCUUACAAAGGCUGCGAUGCUUGUCGAAAGCAGAAGAAGAAGUGCGAUAAAGCUCAGCCGAGAUGUGCUCGUUGCGAGAGACUCGAUAUUGCCUGCGUCAACGUGGGUAAACAGCGCUACAAGUUCAAAGUCAGGACUCUAGAGCAUGGCUCGAGCAAUUCAACACCUCAGAUCGUCGACACAGAUAGUGACUCCAGUUCACGAAAGUCGUCAUCACCGUUACAAGCUCUGAUUAAAGUUCCGAGUAAUCCGACGACCAAAGUAACCCACACGUUGGUAUCAAGACUGGAGAUUACAGACUUGCGUUACGAUAUCACCUGUUAUGGAGACUUUUUGCGACAUAUUCCUGCCAGGUUGGGGAGGAAUGAGGCUCUUGAUGCUUCGGCUGAUGCUUUGGCUACGACGUUCUCGACAUUGCAUAUGCCGCAGGGCUAUCAGACUAUCGAUGCGUUGACGAAAUAUGGAAAGGCGCUGGGUGCGUUGAGGUUGUGUUUGGCUAAUCCAGCCAAGGCGAGGAUGCCCGAGACUAUGUGUGCUGUUUAUCUGAUCAUGAUCUGUCAGGGUUGGCUGGGACGAGAUGAUGAUCCGAAUACAAGUCAUGGCCAAGGUCUAGCAUAUCUGCUCAAAGCAGCAGCACGAGAGAACUGGAAAGCAGGUUUCGAAACAGAAAUGAUUCUCACCUUCUGCGUCCCAGUAAUCAUUGAGAGUAUCUCAAAUCCCAAAGUCAGAUUAGAAAAGUGGUUCUGGGACAUGCUCGAUAACUUCAAGAAAAACAACCCUCCUACUCCAGCCGAAACCCGACAUAGAGAACAAGAAGGCCAAGACGCCGGUAUCCCAAGUCUCUCGAUAAGAAAUCUAGGAAGACUACCUGACUUUAUCAAUGAGCCCGAGAUACAUCGUAUGGAGAUUACUUGUGCUUAUCACAGGUUAUGUCGAGACCUGCGCAAGGUAUCCGAGAUCGUCAAAGCCGUUACGUGGGAACCUGGAUACCAACCCACGCCAAUGCAACUCCGCUUAUCACGCUCUUACAAUUCAGCAUACUCUGUUAUGCUAACGGUUCUCGUUAUCAUGAACGCACUCAUGCAGGCCUUCGAUCCCUACAACCUCGCCCUCGUGGGUGAAGCAGCACUGUGUUCCUCAGAAGUGGUCUCCAUGGCACAGAGGAUAAGUCAGUACCGACCUCUAGGCGCAAGUCAUGUACCUCUUGCUCUAGCUAUUGCUUGGGCUGCUACAGAAGAACAAGGCCUGAAGGCACAGCUUGACGAGCUUAUGAAGGAGUAUCAGCAGGAUUGGAUGGUGACGUGCUGGGACAAAGUUGGGUACUGGUGGAUGGAUAAGUUUGCCGAGUUGAAGGAGAGGUUGGCCCCGAGGGUUGUGUCGCCUGAGCAAGAGGAUGUCUUGGUUGCUCAAGGUGAAAGUGCGAUCACUGUGGGUUCGAGGGCCAAGCAGCCUGCGGAGGAGUGUUGUGUUAUGUAG
This is a messenger RNA of Fusarium coffeatum, 1491 nucleotides long. RefSeq lists its product as uncharacterized. Bases 1 to 1491 code for a protein of 496 amino acids. The transcript has 4 exons. Gene Ontology annotation, molecular function: zinc ion binding; DNA-binding transcription factor activity, RNA polymerase II-specific. Gene Ontology annotation, biological process: regulation of DNA-templated transcription. NCBI's taxonomy places the organism in Eukaryota, Fungi, Ascomycota, Sordariomycetes, Hypocreales, Nectriaceae. The record is from RefSeq and is a predicted model, not a curated record.